This is a messenger RNA of Verruconis gallopava, 2519 nucleotides long. Its product is annotated as ornithine aminotransferase. The transcript is spliced from 3 exons. Gene Ontology annotation, cellular component: cytoplasm. Lineage: Eukaryota; Fungi; Ascomycota; Dothideomycetes; Venturiales; Sympoventuriaceae. The record is from RefSeq and is a predicted model, not a curated record. Bases 668 to 2047 code for a protein of 459 amino acids. Gene Ontology annotation, molecular function: identical protein binding; pyridoxal phosphate binding; L-ornithine transaminase activity.
CCCCGUCCUCCCCUUCUCGUCCUCGUCGUCUUCUUCGCCGCCGCCACCUGUCGCUGGCGCACGCUACUCACAUUCUCGCAGAGCUGCCGUCUGGCUCGUUCAUUCGGACAAAAACGUUUUACCUCGUGGCGGGCCGAUGAUAUCACUUAACAAAUCUCUGCACCCGCUGGUUCCCCAGCCGUAAUAUCAACGUUUUGAUUCGCCAGCGCACAACUGCGAUCUCGCCGCAUCUUUGCCUCUAAGUGCAGGUCGACGCGAUUCACUCAAGGUUAGAUGCGGAUAGUCAUGGCACUGGUUCUGGCAUGGCAUGGUUCUCUGCACUUUUCUCCUGUCGAUGGGACUCCACCCGUCUGUGUUUUUCGUGCUCUGCUGGUCAAAUGACUGCGCCGUCCCGUUGGUUGAGUGUGCUCCGUUGUACCAGAAAUUCUUCAAAUAUCACCCAUCCGCCCAGAAUCUCCGAAAUCAACUUUUCGCUCUGCCUUUUUUUUGUCUCGAUCUGAAUAUCGCACCAUUCCUUUUCUACUCGCUGCCAGCGGCUCGUGCUUUCUUUUCCUCCUGGCGCUCUAAGCAUUCAGCGAUUGGAAAUAUAGUUGAUAGAGCAGGCUGCUCGGCGCUAAAUUUUGACCAGAGUAGUAAUUACCACACGGAUAUCUGACGGGGAAAAAAAAUGACGCCAAUUGCCGUAAACAACAAUUCAGCUGGUGCAAAUGGCGCAAGCACUUUGAAGCCCACAGCAAGAUCCUUCCACCCAACUGGCACACCAGACCCUUCGAGGUACCAUGCGAGCUCCUCGACAGCUGCCAUUGAAGCCGAAGCCAAAUAUGCGGCGCACAACUACCAUCCUCUUCCCGUAGUCUUCUCUAGAGCAAGCGGGGUAUCGGUGUGGGACCCAGAAGGCAAGCACUACCUCGACUUCUUGUCCGCAUACAGCGCCGUUAAUCAAGGCCAUUGCCACCCUGAACUUGUCAAGGCCCUUACAGAGCAAGCCUCGCGCCUGACACUGAGCAGUCGAGCGUUUUACAAUGACGUUUUUCCUCGCUUUGCCGAGUUCGCCACUAACAUGUUUGGCUUCGACAUGUUGCUGCCAAUGAACACGGGUGCUGAAGCUGUGGAGACAGCCGUCAAGAUCGCACGGAAGUGGGGCUAUAAAGUAAAAGGCAUUCCUCAAAACGAAGCUCUUGUAUUCAGCGUUCAAGAGAACUUUCACGGCAGGACGUUUGCGGCCAUCACGAUGAGCACGGACCCAGAGUCGAGAGAUAACUACGGGCCGUAUCUGCCGAACAUCGGGUCUGUCUUCCCAGGAACUACACGACCGAUACGUUACAACAAUGUCGAUGACGUCCGAGAACUGCUUGAGGCCCACGGAAAGAACACGGCCGCAUUUCUAGUGGAGCCGAUCCAGGGCGAGGCCGGCAUCGUGGUACCGGACGACCGCUAUCUAAGUGACGUUAAGGCUCUGUGUGAAAAGCAUAAUGUUCUGCUCAUCUGUGAUGAGAUCCAGACGGGCAUCGCUCGCACGGGCAAGUUAUUAUGUCACGAGUGGAGUGGCAUCAAGCCGGACAUGGUUUUGCUGGGCAAGGCCAUAUCUGGAGGCAUGUAUCCAGUAUCUUGCGUGCUGGGAUCGCGAGACAUUAUGCUCACGGUAGAGCCUGGCACGCAUGGUUCCACAUACGGAGGCAACCCUCUUGGUUCGGCCGUCGCCAUCCGUGCGCUAGAAAUUGUGCAGGAAGAGAAUAUGGUUGAGAAGGCGGAAACAUUAGGUAAAAGGUUCCGAGAAGGCCUUGUGGCGAUUGAUUCACCGAUGAUCAAGACUGUUCGUGGCAAAGGACUUCUCAACGCUAUCGUUAUCGACGAGGGAAAAACAAACGGCCACUCAGCCUGGGAUUUGUGCAUGCUGAUGAAGGAGAAAGGUCUCCUGGCAAAACCGACGCACCAGAACAUAAUCCGGCUUGCACCUCCGCUGGUCAUCACCGAGCAACAGAUCGACGAAGCCUUGAAAAUAAUCAAAGAGGCCACUGAGGAACUGCCUAAGCUAAAGAGCGGAUAGGAAUCGUGUACUUUUUCAGUCUGGCAAAAGAACGCAUUUUGCGUUCGUAAAGUGGGAUUUGCCGAUGUCAGCGAAUAAAUGCUCCGGGUAACUCCAUUGGACGACAUGUAUAUGUUUCACAUCUACACGUUACCUAUUUUGGCAGUAGUUCUGUCAAAAUGUAUUGCGCAAGUCAAAGGAGUCCUUGCUUUAAUGGAAAAAGUCAACGGCGCCCGUGAGCUAUUAGUGGAUCAUAUGAUGUAUUCCGCGCAAUAAAGACACAUUUACCUCUUCCCCCAAGUCCGACGCUUGCAGCGUUUUCUCAGCAUCUCCUCAUCUGUUUUACUCGUCAGAGUCGUAAGGUCUGCGUGAUUCUCUAUGUACAUUCAUUGGACGAUUCGGGUUGGACCAAUUAGAGAGAUUGGACCUCGUAUAUAAUAGCGAAUAAAACAUGGGUGCGUGUAUAUGUGUGUUUGCGACUCGUAGCUCGACG